AUGACUAUCGUCCGGCAGAGAGAUGCGAAUUUGGUACCGAUCGUGUGGCAAGCGAGUCACAUGAUCGGGUACGCGUUGACGGCCGUGAUGGCCAUGGCUUGUAGCAUCAUGUUCUACUUGGCCGUGGCGGAAUCAAAUCAUCGGUGUUACAUAUACAACGAUGUACUUAUCGUGCAGGAAGAGUCCAGGGAGAAUAAUCAGACGUUAUUGUCCGACGAAACGGUCUGGUACAGGAACUCGAACUGUUACGACCCGUUCACGUUUUUGUUGAGAUUGUUCGUCAGCUCGGUCGUGUGGAUGAUUUUGUUCCUGAUUUUUGGCCGCGGUGGAUCUUCUAUAUCCGAGGAGAACGAUCACAGAAAGUACUUCAGUGACAUGGUCGGACAAUGGCAUGUGGUCUUCUUCGCCCUUUGCUUCAAUUUUUGGUAUUUUUUACAAACAAUCAUAAUCUCUUCGAGGUUCACUAAUGGUUAUCUAAUUUUUGUCGCAACCCUAUCAUAUGCAUCAACAGACAAUUAUUUUCGCAAUCAAUUCGAACGUUUUGAGAAACUGUAUUACAUUAAAACUAUAGUAUUAUUUUGGUGUCAAAGUUUUUUGUGUACGUUUAAUUUUCUAUUGACUAUUUAUCGCUGCGCCAUGGGUGUGGACUUCGAAGUAGAUUUAAACAGCGACAACAAUGAUGAGCAGGACGAUGCGAUGAUCGCUGGUCCUUCAAAUCAAACGAAAGCAACAAUAGUUUGCAGUCCGUGGUUUUGUACGGAGACAUCACACUAG
Messenger RNA from Melanaphis sacchari, 774 nucleotides. RefSeq lists its product as uncharacterized. The coding region runs from base 1 to 774 and encodes 257 amino acids. The record is from RefSeq and is a predicted model, not a curated record. Lineage: Eukaryota; Metazoa; Arthropoda; Insecta; Hemiptera; Aphididae. The transcript has 4 exons.